CGAUCACCACUCCGAGCGCGUCGUGAGGAGUGGUAAUCGCACGUGUCGCGCGUAGGACGCGAGGAACCCAGAGCUCGGGUCGCGAUGCCGUCGCCCUCCUCCCAGCGACCUUUGGCGGACAUAGAUUUCUCGAACCUCAAGGUGGAGUACACGUCGAAACCGCGCGAGAAGUGCCCGGACGAGCAGCUCGGCUUCGGGAAGGAGAUCACGGAUCACAUGCUGCAGAUCAAGUGGCGCGCGGGUAAAGGAUGGGGGAUGCCGAAGAUCGUCGCGGCGACGAGCGUUAGCCUUCAUCCGUUCUCGCACGUCUUCCACUACGCGAUAGAGUGCUACGAAGGCAUGAAGGCGUACGUGGAUCGCGAAGGGAACACGCGGCUGUUCCGGCCGGAGAUGAACAUGAAGCGGUUCAACGAGUCGUCCUCGCGGCUGUGCCUGCCGAACUUCAACGGCGAACAGCUCCUGGAGUGCAUCAAAGAGCUCCUGCGCGUGGACAAAGAAUGGAUCCCAAAGCGACGCGGGUACUCGAUGUACCUCCGGCCGGUCAUCUUCUCCACGACGCCGUGGCUCGGGUUGACGCAGUGCUCGGAGGCGAUGAUCCUGGUGUUGAUGUCCCCGGUCGGGCCGUACUUCAAGUCCGGGUUCGUCCCGAUCAAGUUGAGCGUCGACGGGAAGUACAUACGCGCCUGGCCGGGGGGGACGGGGAACAUCAAAUACGGAGGGAACUACGGCAGCACGGUGAUCUCGCAGAGAGAAGCCUCGCAAGGCGGGGCGUCGCAGAGUCUGUACGUGUACGACGUCGAGGAGUACGUCACCGAGGCGGGGACGAUGAACAUCUUCUUCCUGUGGACGAACACCGAGGGGGUGAAGGAACUCGUCACCCCGACGCUCGACGACGGUACGAUCUUACCCGGGGUCACGAGGCAGUCCGUGAUCGAUCUCGCGAAGGAGUGGGGGGAGUUCGGCGUCGUCGAGCGGAUGCUGCCGUUCCGCGAGGUCGCCGCGGCGUUCGAGAGAGGGGAGGUGUACGAGAUAUUCGGCACCGGCACGGCGGCGGUGAUUCAGCCGAUCGGCUCGAUCGCCUACCGCGAGAAAGUUUACGAGGUACCGAAAGAGGCGUUCACCCCGGGUUCUUUUCAGCUGAGGUUGACGAACGAGCUGUACGGUAUCCAGUACGGGGAGAUCCCGCACCCUUGGUCGAUCGAGGUGUGAGAGGGGACUAUUAUUUGCGGCUGAAACAUAGCCGUCUGUCUUACGGACAAAGCGUUAAAAUAUUGAUACGCAUCACUUUAUAACG
Messenger RNA from Micromonas pusilla CCMP1545, 1294 nucleotides. RefSeq lists its product as uncharacterized. Gene Ontology annotation, molecular function: branched-chain-amino-acid:2-oxoglutarate transaminase activity. Bases 85 to 1209 code for a protein of 374 amino acids. Gene Ontology annotation, biological process: branched-chain amino acid metabolic process. The transcript has a single exon. The record is from RefSeq and is a predicted model, not a curated record. Lineage: Eukaryota; Viridiplantae; Chlorophyta; Mamiellophyceae; Mamiellales; Mamiellaceae.